Molecule: messenger RNA, 3185 nt
Organism: Paecilomyces variotii
Lineage: Eukaryota; Fungi; Ascomycota; Eurotiomycetes; Eurotiales; Thermoascaceae
Product: putative DNA repair protein RAD1
Exons: 8
Coding region: 40-2961 (973 amino acids)
Biological process (GO): nucleotide-excision repair involved in interstrand cross-link repair; resolution of meiotic recombination intermediates; double-strand break repair via single-strand annealing, removal of nonhomologous ends
Cellular component (GO): nucleotide-excision repair factor 1 complex
Molecular function (GO): single-stranded DNA endonuclease activity; single-stranded DNA binding; damaged DNA binding
Source: RefSeq, a predicted model, not a curated record
UGUACGCCUGAGCUUGUUUCGAACGGAUAAGACGCUCCCAUGCCGCCAAGUCAGCCAGUCAAGCUCUCUUUGCCUCUGAAAUACCAGCAGGACCUGUUCACGGAGCUCCGCGCGGAGGAUGAACUGGUUAUCCUGGCCCGCGGCCUUGGGCUGCUGCGGCUUGUGACGAAUCUGCUGCACUCUUAUGAUGCAGCUGGAAACAACUUGGUCCUUGUUGUGGGGGCGGAGGAUAGAGAGAAUGAAUGGAUUGGCGAAGCGUUGGCGGAGCACUAUGCGAUCAGCAAGACACCCCUCGCUAGGGGGUUAAAAGUCAUUAAUACUGAUAGGGCUACUGUCCCAAUGAGGGAGAAGCUGUACUCCGAGGGAGGCAUCUUAAGUGUAACUUCUAGGAUCCUGGUUGUGGACCUGCUCUCCAAACUGCUUGAUCCUGAAAAGGUCACGGGUAUGAUCGUGCUUCAUGCGGAGAAGAUUCAAGCAACAGCCUUGGAAGCUUUCAUUAUUCGGAUCUAUCGCCAGUUCAACAAAGUAGGAUUUCUCAAAGCAUUUUCGGACUCUCCGGAGCCUUUCACCACAGGCUUCGCGCCUUUGUCGAAUAUGUUGCGUAACAUGUUUUUGCGCAAACCUUCCCUGUGGCCCCGAUUCCAUGUCACGGUAGCAGAGUCACUGGAGGGACGUAAGAAGGCUGAAGUGAUCGAGUUGGAGGUCCCAAUGACCGAUAAAAUGAGGGAGAUCCAAAAUGCUAUCCUCGAAUGCGUCGAGAUUAGUAUUAGUGAGCUCAAGAAGGCCAACUCGGGUCUUGAUGUGGAAGAUUGGACGCUGGACAGUGCUUUACACAAGAACUUUGAUAUUUCAAUCAGACGGCAACUUGAUCCGAUAUGGCACCGUGUCAGCUUUAGGACAAGGCAGAUUGCCAGUGACCUGACCGUAUUGAGGGCUAUCUUACAUUCACUGCUAACUUAUGACGCCGUAUCCUUUGUGAAGUACCUGGAUACCAUCGUGGCAGCACACUCCCCUCCUCCCGGAUCAACAAAGCAUAACUACUCACCAUGGCUCUUCCUCGAUGCCGCCCACGUGCUUUUUCAGACUGCAAAGUCAAGAGCAUAUACGGGAAAGCUGAGUAGUGGCGAGCUGGCUUCUUCAUCUAUAUCAUUUUCUGCUGGUCUUCAGCCGGUUCUCGAAGAGCAACCUAAAUGGUCCGUUCUCGCAGAUGUGUUGGAGGAGAUUGAGCGGGAUGCAUAUUUGAAUCCAAGUAUCAGGGAUGACUCUAAUCAAACUGUACUCAUAAUGUGCAGCGACCAGAGAACAUGUUCGCAACUGCGAGAAUACCUCUCUACGAUGCAUGUCAAAGUUGAUACAGAACCUGAAGCUGUUGUCGAGGAUGCGGAAGAGACCAGACCAUCUGGGGAGCUGUUGCUGCGAAGAAAAUUACGCGACUAUUUGAACUGGAAGCGCUACUUUUCUCGCGUCAAUGCGAAUCUAUAUGGCCCAAAAUCUAACCCCAACGACACAUCAGCUGCGAGAUCUGCUAACGGUGCGCCACUGAAUCCACGAGCUCCUCCAAACAAGAGAAGGCGUGUCCGAGGCGGAGGGACUGCGUCAAGUACCCUUGCACGGCCUCCAAGCAGCACUGUGCAAGCAGAUACCGAAGAACCUAACCAAGUAUCAGGCUUGUUGGAGCAGCUACAGCCCACGGGAUCAGAAGAAACUGUGAAAGAGGAAAUCAUCGUCGACGAUUUGGAGAACACGGAGGACUUUUAUGAGUUAUACGAUAUGGACGACUUGAUAAUGAUCCAUCCUUACGAUGGCGAUAUGGAUGAGCAUAUCUUGGAGGAAGCUCGGCCACGAUACAUUAUCAUGUAUGAACCUGAUGCCUCGUUCAUUAGAAGAGUCGAGGUAUAUCGGAGCUCCCACACGGACAGAAAUGUCAGGGUCUACUUCAUGUAUUACGGCGGAUCCGUCGAGGAGCAACGGUACCUCAGCGCUGUCAGAAGGGAGAAGGAUGCCUUCACGAAGCUCAUCAAGGAGAAAGGAAGCAUGGCCGUCACCAUCACACAUGAUAAAAGCCUCGAAGAUCCUCAGGAACAAUUUCUCCGAACGGUCAACACCCGUAUCGCGGGCGGCGGCAGACUGGCUGCAACAGCAGCCCCUCCCACCGUGGUCGUCGAUGUCCGCGAAUUCCGCAGCGCUCUCCCAUCUCUACUCCACGGCAGGAGCAUGGUCGUAGUACCCUGCCAGCUAACAGUCGGCGACUACAUCCUCACCCCAGACAUCUGCGUUGAGCGUAAAUCCGUCCGCGAUCUAAUCAGCUCUUUGAAAAACGGCCGUCUUUACAACCAAGCCGAGACAAUGCUCCAACAUUACAAGAACCCCAUCCUCCUAAUCGAAUUCGACCAGAACAAAUCCUUCACCUUCGACGCCUUCACCUCCGCAUCUACCCCUGGCACAAGCUUCUUCUCCGACUACGUCUUCUCCUCUUCCGGAACCCCCUCUCUCUCCGUGAGCAGCUCCCUCGUCAACCCAACCAACCCCCGAUCCGCCCAACACAUGCUCGUCCUCCUCACCCUCGCAUUUCCCCGUCUCAAAGUAAUCUGGUCCUCUUCCCCAUACCAAACAGCCGAGAUCUUCGCCGAGCUUAAGAAAAAUAGCCCUGAACCAGACCCCAUUCGCGCCGUGCAGAUCGGUCUGGAUAUGGAUAUCGUCGCCUCCUCAACGCCGGGAGACGUCAUGGCCGCGUCGGGUAUUGAGCAUAGGACCUUCAAUGCCCUUCCGCAGGAUAUGCUCCGAGCCGUGCCGGGCGUGACGCCCAAGGUGCUCGAGCGUUUGAUUUUGGAAACGGAGAGUAUUCAUCAGAUUGCGAAUAUGGAUGUGGAGGAUCUGGAUCCGUUGAUUGGGAAGGAAUCGGCGAGGAAGAUUGUUGGGUUUUUUAGGAAGAGUGUUUUUGAGGAUGAGGCUGAGGGUUGAACGCGUGUCUGUUUGGAUUGGAUUAUGCUUAAGGGUCGAGUGUUUUAUGGAUUCCGAUGCCAGAGCAAAAAGGGAUGUACUGCGCCAAAAUUUGGACAUAGCAUAGCUACGACAUUUGUUAUGUGUAGUUACUACGAGACGUCUUAAGACUACGCUUCAAAGACACAGAAGGAUCGUUGUGUGAUGAACUUCAUCGAAUUCUCCACUAGAACGGUACUAUCAAC